ACGCCUGCAAAACUUUAUGCUGGGGUUCCACGCAGAUUUCGUGCCUGCUGUGUUUUUAUCUGUUACCUGGCAGGUGCAGCUGGUGGAGGACCCGCUCCGUCUCGGGACGUAAAGACCCGCGUGGAGUUCCUGUGUGGAUGUAAAAAAGAUCCGGUUCGGUCCAGCAUCUGGCGUCAUCCGUGUCCGUCCGUUCAUCAUUAGAAAAAAACCUCUGCAGUCUGCCAUUAAGCAGCAGGACUUGGCACAUGGUCACACCCUCAAACAUCCAUGCUCUACCUGCUGCUGAUUACCUGCAUCAGGAAUGAACAGAUCCAGGUCCUGCGUGGUCCGCCCCCCCAUCGCCAGAGUCACUCGCAGCGCCAAGUCUCAGGCGGCGCACCCAAAACCCACAGAGAUCCAGGACUCAGAGGAGGGCCUCUACGGCAAACAUAAAAAAAUCCAAAUGGAUUCAACUCCAGCCGCAGACCUCUGCCACAUGAGUGUGGAAACUCAGGACAUCUUCAUCACAAGUAAAGCGUCUGAUUCCAGCGGUGAUCCUCUGCCAGCCUGUCAGACCUCCGGCUCUAAAGCUGAUCGAGGCAGCCCAUCCUCACGCGGUGUGAAGUCUUCAUCCCCUCAUGAUCUGCUCUCGGUUGCUCGGCUGGUGAAGCUCGGCCGCUGUAAGAAUGUGGUGGUUGUGGCUGGAGCAGGAAUCAGCACAGCCAGCGGCAUCCCCGAUUUCAGGACUCCAGGAACAGGUCUUUAUUCAAACUUGGAGAAGUACAACGUCCCGUACCCAGAAGCCAUCUUCAACAUCGAUUACUUCUCCGACAAUCCGCAGCCCUUCUUCUCCUUAGCCAAGGUUCUGUAUCCUGGCAGCCAUCGUCCCAACUACAUCCACUACUUCAUCCGCAUGCUUCACCACAAAGGCUUGCUGCUCAGAAUGUACACACAGAACAUCGACGGACUCGAGAAGCUGUGUGGGAUCCCAGAUGAUAAAUUGGUGGAGGCCCACGGCAGCUUUGCCACCGCCUCCUGUCACCUGUGCUACACUCCGUAUCCUGCAGAAGAGGCUCGGUACGCCAUCAUGCAUGACCGCGUCCCCACAUGCUCGUUUUGUGCUGCAACAGUCAAACCAGAUGUUGUGUUCUUUGGGGAGGACCUGCCUCGCAAGUACUUCCUGCACAGAAAGGACUUCCCGAAAGCAGACCUGCUCAUUAUAAUGGGAACAUCUCUCAAGAUUGAGCCGUUUGCCAGCUUGAUAAAUUCGGUGCGUUCCACUGUUCCGCGGCUCCUACUGAACAGAAACGCCGUUGGCCCCUUUGAGAGGAUCCCACUGCGGAGAGGAGACCACAUGGAGCUGGGCGACCUGGCGGAUUCGGUGCGGAAGUUUGCUGAGUUGCUCGGCUGGGAUGGUGAAAUCCAGGAGCUGAUGGGGAGUCAGGAAGUGGAAAGUCCCAUGUUGUUGAGUAGCCCAUCCUCUCAGAGCCGUCUGCCUUUUCAGAACGGAGUGCCAUCGGAUCAUGAAAGCUGUGAGGAAACUUCCAGAGCUGCAAGUUCAAGAGUUUCCAGCAGCAACGAGGAAACAGACUCCGAAACGGACAGCAAAAGUUCUGCCUGAUCCAGAUCAGCUCUCCUCUCUAGUCAUGUUUCUCCUCUAAGUACAUUUGAUUAUGCAAAUGUUUAAUUUAAAUAAGCACAGAGGAUCAGCAGGACACUCGCAAAUGUUUUAUAUAUCUUUGGGAAAUAGUUUAUCGUGAAUGCACUAUAAUUUUAACAGUAUUUAAUAAAGAUUGAGACAAUUGAGUCUCUUGUUUAACAAA
This is a messenger RNA of Oryzias melastigma (Indian medaka), 1802 nucleotides long. Its product is annotated as SIRT1 domain-containing protein. The transcript is spliced from 9 exons. Gene Ontology annotation, molecular function: NAD+ binding. The record is from RefSeq and is a predicted model, not a curated record. The coding region runs from base 302 to 1600 and encodes 432 amino acids. Lineage: Eukaryota; Metazoa; Chordata; Actinopteri; Beloniformes; Adrianichthyidae.